Messenger RNA from Drosophila busckii, 1056 nucleotides. RefSeq lists its product as uncharacterized. Lineage: Eukaryota; Metazoa; Arthropoda; Insecta; Diptera; Drosophilidae. The record is from RefSeq and is a predicted model, not a curated record. Gene Ontology annotation, biological process: transcription elongation by RNA polymerase II. Bases 77 to 997 code for a protein of 306 amino acids. The transcript has 3 exons. Gene Ontology annotation, cellular component: Cdc73/Paf1 complex.
CGAUAACAAUAGUCGCAGCUCUGGGCACAUUUGCUAUUUGACAAAUAAUUUGUCAAGUCAGUUAACAAAUUUAGCUAUGGCCACGAACAAACCACAAGAAGAGCUCAAGCACAAGAAGAAGAGUUACUUGCCCAACAUUGUAUAUAAAAAUGAGCUGCCCGUUCCUGAGGACGGCUGUAAGUUUCUGCCUUGUGGCAAAACGCUCAUGGAUUAUACAGAGGAGCCAGUAUCUUUUCCUGAACUGGAAAUGAAAUUCAAAUACGAGUUCAACGGCUUUCAGUCGCUCUUUGAUUUGGAUCUAGUAAAUCUGGAUGGCUAUAAGCAGAAUCCAUCUGCGGGCAUGCAAGCCGAAGAUGCUGCCUUACUCGCUGAUAUACAGGCAUUGCAUCUGGAGGACACCAAGCCAAAACAAGAGCAGCAAAGCACAGCUGUUGCUGCUGCUGUUGUAGAAAGCGCUGCAGUAGCAGCUGCUGCAGCUGCUCCAGACCCAGCGAAGGCUGCAACUGAGUGGCUGCUGAGAGAAAAAGAAAAACAAAUUAUAGAGCAUACUUUUAUGGGUAUAAAACAUAAACUAGCGUCUUACGGCGCUAUGAACGGAAAAGGCAAAGCGAUUGCUGUGCAGUCCAUUUUGCCAAACAGCGAACGCGCUGGACAGCAGAUUGCACACUUACAGUUCGAUGCCAUGCCACAUGCCACUUUGCUGAAGCACUGUGGUACUCAAAUGAUCAGUUUUAAAGCAAAGUCUGAUCAUUUGCUGAAUGAGUACCACAAGACACAUGGUAAGAGAUGGCAAUGUCGGGCUUUCAUCUCAGAUGAGCGCUACAAAGAGGAGCCUAUCGCAAGCAAUGGCGAGUCAGAGGAUCGUUUAAUGCUGUGGGAAAAGGACGACAUUAUGUAUUAUCAAAAGGUCUGUCAGCACUCAAAGUUCACCAAGAAGCAAGCUCAUCCACAGGGCAAUGUAAACUUGCUGCAUGUAAGCCGUCCCCAAAAAAAAUAGCAUUAAAAGACUUGCUGACAGUCUAAUUGAGGCAGUUGAAUAAAAAACAUUAUUUGCGU